AAUAACAUAUCAGUGAUACUUUAGUUUACAGAGCAUUUGAAUAAAAUUCAGUCUGAUCUCAUCGAUGAUACUUUACCUGCCGAUUCUAAUAUGUGCCAUAUUCAAUUACAGCAUUUACAGUAUAUCAGAAAAGGUAUUCUAGAAUCAUCACUUCAUACAUUAAAUGCUGGCCAUAUUUUGCUGGAAGAAUUGCAUCAAGUAGGAGAAGAUAAUUUGGGUGAUGCUCGACCAAAUCAUGUUUAUCCUGCCGUCCAACAAGCCACGAGCAUAAUUGAAAAACACAUGGAAUUAUUGCAUGAUCAGAAAUACAGGAUAGAUAUAUUCUGGAAUAAAAGAAAACUGAUUCUUGAACAGUGCUUAGAAAUAUUCACUGUGUCAAGUGAAUUGGAACAGAUACAUAAUUUACUAAUAGAAAAAGUUCAGAACAGUAAAUUUAAUAAUGAAUUGGGUGAUUCAGUUACCACUGUGGAAAGACUCCAGAAGAAGCACAGUCAGUUAGAAAAUGAAAUUAAGAUACCUAAGAAAACUAAAACAAAUUAA
Messenger RNA from Centruroides sculpturatus (bark scorpion), 540 nucleotides. RefSeq names its product spectrin alpha chain, non-erythrocytic 1-like. The transcript is spliced from 4 exons. Lineage: Eukaryota; Metazoa; Arthropoda; Arachnida; Scorpiones; Buthidae. The record is from RefSeq and is a predicted model, not a curated record. The coding region runs from base 91 to 540 and encodes 149 amino acids.